Penicillium samsonianum is the source of this 352-nucleotide messenger RNA. RefSeq lists its product as uncharacterized. NCBI's taxonomy places the organism in Eukaryota, Fungi, Ascomycota, Eurotiomycetes, Eurotiales, Aspergillaceae. The transcript is spliced from 2 exons. The coding region runs from base 59 to 352 and encodes 97 amino acids. The record is from RefSeq and is a predicted model, not a curated record.
CACAAACAAAACCAACUCCUCAAUCUUCAACUCCAAAACCAACCUCCAACCAUCCACCAUGGUCAAUUUCACUACUCUCGCCGUUGCCAUUGUGGCCAGCUUCUCGUCUCUUGUUGCAGCCGACAACUGCCAGAAUGGCCUCCAGUACUGCGGCUACGUUCUCUUGAGAAAGGGCAACUACUACGCCCAGAUUACCCAAGCUCUGUCUGGCGCCGGUAUGCCCGCCGAUCCGUCCCACAUCCAAAACACCCUUUUCCAGUGUGUUGGUGGACCCAACGGUAACAUCAAUGUUAUCAAGUACUGUGGUGCUGCCUGCCAGGAUGGUGGUAACAACCACAGCGACAUCUGUUAA